Messenger RNA from Python bivittatus (Burmese python), 2860 nucleotides. The record is from RefSeq and is a predicted model, not a curated record. Lineage: Eukaryota; Metazoa; Chordata; Lepidosauria; Squamata; Pythonidae.
AUGCGAUAUGGUUUCUUCUGGUUGCUUCGCUGCAGGAAGGACGAGGCGCUGACGCUCCGCUCGCCUCCGCAGGUCGGCUGCGAGGACGGCUCCGUCAAGCUCUUCCAGGUCCUGCCCGACCGCAUCCAGUUCGAGAGGCAGCUGGACCGGCAGAAAGAGCGCAUCCUCUCUCUCUCGUGGCAUCCGUCUGGGACCAGGAUUGCAGCUGGCUCCAUUGACCGCUUCUACAUCUUUGAUAUCAAAUCCGGCCACGUCAGCCGGCAGAUACUGGUGGAAAGACGUCUGCAAGGCUCCCCCAGCCCAAAAUGCCUGGUGUGGGACCUGGCCUUCCUUUCAGAUGGCACAGUGGUCAGUGUGGACUCUGCUGGAAAAGUGCAGUUCUGGGAUUCGGAGAUGGGCACCCUGCUCUCCAAGCAUCCCAUCAGCAAAGCUGCAGUGCUUUCGGUGGCCGUGGCUGAGGCAGAAGAUAGUCUUGUUGUGGGCACGUCGGAGGGAACGGUGUAUCAGUUCCAGCUGCUACCAGUGAAGCUGGGCGGCUCUGAGCACCACUGGGUGCGGACCAGGCUCUUUCGGCAUCACACUCAUGAUGUGCGGACAGUGGCGCACACCGCCACGGCAUUCAUCUCUGGAGGGCUGGAUGGGCAACUUGUGAUCCGACCCCUGAUGGAGAAGGUGGAGUCGAAGACCUACGAAGCUGCCCUCCGCAUAGUCGCCUUCCCUCACAGGUGCCUUGUCUCCUGUGCCAGGAGAGCCCGUCUCCUCCUCUUCCAGUACCCCCAGCACCUGGAGCUCUGGAGGCUCGGCACCACAAACACAUUUGGAAGGCCUGGCGAAGUCUUGCCGGUGUCCUGCCCCCCCCAGAACCUGCUCCAGCUGAAGGCCAAGGGCCCAGAGCAUAUCCGCAGCAGCUGCGUCUCUCCGUGCGGCAGCUGGAUCGCCUACUCCACAGCUACCAGGUUCUAUCUGCAUCGGGUUCAGCUCACUGGCGAGCAAGUUUCCAUCAACAGGGUCCUCAAGACUCCCAAGCUGAACGGCUCAGCCCACCACCUCCUUUUUUCCAGCGACUCCACCAGGCUUUUUGUGGCAUCGGAUUGUGGCUGCGUGCAUGUACUUUCACUCUUGCAGUCAGGGGCCUGCAAGCACCUACACACUCUUCGUCCGAAUUUGGAGAGAUCGGAAGCGGUGUAUCAGCUGGCAGUGAGCGCAGAUGGCAAGUGGUUGUCUGCAGCUGGUGGGGACCGGGAUAUCUGUAUCUAUAACUUGGAAAACACCAAGCUUCACUGUACUGUGCCGUCAUAUGGGUGCCCAGUGACUGCGUUGGCAAUCCAUCCAGUGACCAAUAACCUCAUCAUCGCGCAUUCGGAUCAGCAGGUGUUUGAGUUCAGCAUCAGGGACAAGGGGUACACGCCCUGGAGCCGGAAGCUGCAGCAGCUGGGGCUGCACAAGGAUUGGCUGGAGCGAGACACGCCCAUCACCCACAUUGCCUUCCGCCCCAGGCACCCCUCGCACGUCCUGCUCCAUGACACGUACAUGUUCUGCAUCCUGGACACAUCGCUGCCGCUGCAUGAGGAUGCUGCGGCCUCAAAGAAACAGGCACAACUCGUGAAGACGACCCAGCGCAAUCGCGUCCACGCCUUCAAGAUCUGCAAGAGGUUUCAGCCUCUGCUGUUUGUGGAUUUCCUGGAUGAUACUUCUUUGGUGGUGGUGGAGCGGCCCCUGAUGGACAUCAAAGCCCAGCUGCCACCGCCCGUCUAUCAGAAGAAAUUUGGGACAUAAAGAUGCCGCUCUGCAGAGACCUCGAGGAAGCUCUGCAAAGGCUGUCCUUGCAUCGUCCAUUGAGGGGGGCUGCCCAGUGCCCCUCCCUUCGGAAGCAGGGGGCUGCUGGUGUUAGGAGCAACUGUUCACGGGCACCCAGGGCCGCCGUCUUCUCUGCAGCCUCCCUCCCGCAUCCCUGAGGUCGCUUGUUUUUCCGCCAUUAUUUAUCUGGCAGGGAAAGCUGCUUUGAGCGGAGGAAAGAGGGGCACUCCCUCAUAAUAAUUAACUUCUGUGCCUGGGCAGCUGAGACCGGCUGGGCCUCUUGGCUCAGGAGUUCUGGCAUCGACUGGUGGCAGGAGACUUGGGUGCUUUUCUCUGAACCGUUCCCGUGAAGAAUCACAAGGAAUUACUCUUGUGCACGGCGUGUAGGAGCACGUCCCUUGCCCGGGAAAGGCGCAGCUUGGGUAGGCUGACCCGGUAGCCGCAUCCACUCUGGAAAAAGCCUGCUGCGUGUGGCCUGCAGCCAAAGGGCGAGCAGGACUUCCUCCCAGCGAAUGGCUCCGUGGAGGCCCUUCAGCGGCCCCAGGUUCCCUCCGGCUCUGCUGGCGCCAGAUCCUAGGCAGGCGCUUAACUGCCACCUUGAACCCCACCUCUGCAGCACCGGGAACCCUGGUUUCCGCCCCAACUAGCAAGAACGGCAGAGUCAGCAGGGAGGGAGGGAGGGAGGGGGCUGCCCCUGACCUUGCUUUGUUUUGUGUUUCUCCAGGAAGGGUGUGAGCGUGUGUGCGUGUGUGUGCAAGUGACCCUGCAUUCCCAGGGAGAGAGAAGGGAACCGCUACAGAAGGGAACGAACGGCCCGUUCUCUGCUGCUCAGCGGGGCUUGAAGGUGGCGUCCUCUGCCAGGAGAUCGCUGCCCCAGCUCUGGGAGCCCCCUCCCUCACCCCCUCGUGGAUUUAUGCAGAGUUAGCUCUGAGUUUGGCUAAAAAACCCGCUGUGGUGACUGAAUUCAAGGAAACGAAACCUCCCUCCUUUGUCCACAGAAUGUCUGGACCGCUCCUCUUGACCAAGAACAGGAUGCUCUUUCAAAUAAAGACCCCUCAGGCUG